Molecule: messenger RNA, 1302 nt
Organism: Aspergillus puulaauensis
Lineage: Eukaryota; Fungi; Ascomycota; Eurotiomycetes; Eurotiales; Aspergillaceae
Product: DUF3712 domain-containing protein
Exons: 3
Coding region: 1-1302 (433 amino acids)
Cellular component (GO): fungal-type vacuole membrane
Source: RefSeq, a predicted model, not a curated record
AUGUCCGAACAUGAGGAAAGGUCAGGUCCGCACUCCCAUAACGAGACACCCCCGUUGAAGGAUGCCGACGAGAAUGGCAAGACGGAGCAGGAUGUCUCGGAGGAGGAGGAGGUCCCAUUGACGCGCGCGCAGAAGGUGAAGCGCCAUCUGAGGCGCUUUUGGUACUAUUACCUUGGGGCGCUUGUCUUCCUUAUUAUCUUCCUGCCUGUCUUCUUCCUGGUUGUCAUCCCAGCAGUCGCACAACUCGUCAUCAACCAGUCAGACCUCGUCUUGGUAGAUGCCAUGGUCGCCCAGCCAGAGGACACCUCAGUCAUCCUGACAAUCCAAGCCAAGAUCAACCUGAAAGUCGUCCUCCCCGUUCGAAUCGAGCCCGUUACCUUAGGCCUGUUUGACCGCGCGCUCGGAUCGGACGCCGCAUACGCCGAGGCCGAUAUCCCCGGGCAGGUAAUCAAGGGCAAUUACACACUAGGAAUCAAAGACACGCCUACGCCGAUCCUCAACAUGGCAGCCUUCAAGGCGUUCGUGCACGAGGUCGUCUUCAUGGAGGAUGCGACUCUCUCCGUGACGGGGGCGACGAAUGGAUAUCUAGGUGUUUUGAAAUGUCCUGUCACUAUCGACAAGGACAUCACGAGUCCCGGCCUCAACCAGUUCAAGGGCUUCAGCAUAACCAACGGCGCCCUCGUCAAGGCCCGGCCAGACGGCACAAACCUCAUCGGCAACGUAACCCUGCCCAAUCCCACCGUCAUCACGCUCGACGUCGGCACGCUCGUCCUCGACGUCAAGAGUGGGGAUCUCCUGAUUGGAAACGCAACGAUAAACAACGUCCGACUCGUGCCCGGAAGCAACACCUUCCCCCUCAACGGCGUGCUCUCGAUCAGCACCGUCCUGGACAACCUCGGCGACGUCCUAUCCACACAAGGGCCCUCCCUCAAAGCCGGGAAUCUGAGUCUCAAUGCCGUGACCAGGUCGAUUACGUUCGAGGGCAAUUAUGUGCCGUAUUACACCGAGGUGCUGCGCACGCUUACCCUGACUGCGAAUAUCGGGAUUGCGGAUUUCCUGAAGAACACUAUCCAGAAUAUGGACUUGGGUAGUAUUCUCAGUGGAGCGAAGAACAAUUCUAGCGCGAAGGCGCUGAUUGAUGGAGCGGAGAGUAAGGCCAAGGAUGGUGGUGGGAGUGGGUUGGCUGGCCUCGCCGAUAGUUUCAAGCGCAAUAUCCAUGUUCGGGACGUCCUGCAGAAGGAUCACCCUGAUAACGGGGAUAUUAUUAUAGAGUCGCUGGUUCGGACGUUGGAUGAGCCAUAG